AUGGACCACGUACCUGCAUGGAAGCGAUUUGCUAUUAAGAACAAGAAUGAAGGUAAAAGGGAGAUUGAGGAUGAUCCAUUGAAUGUUACUACCCAUCUUGCCACUGGUUCUUUGACCAAAAAGCAAAAGAAGUCUAUUUUAAAUGGUACUGAUAAUGACCUGCCUAAGAAGGUAAAGAAUAAGGAUAAGAAGCAAAAGAAGGCUAAAUUACCACGUGAGGAGCGUUUAGAAAAGAAACAGAGAGUUCUUAAGGAUCAGCUAAGAUACUUAAUUGAAUUCUAUCUGAAAGAUUCCGAUGAGUUGCCAGACAAAUUAUAUCAAUUAGAAAGCAUACGAUCCAACUAUGACGAAAACGAUAUCAAAAGUAAGAAAGAUGAAAGUGCGGUUGUUGAUGUAUGGAAAUUCUCUAAACAGAAACAGAACUGGUUACUGAAGCAUUUUCACAACUUUGAUGAAAUUCCUGCAGAAUAUGAUGAGCUACUACUGAAUUACUUCAAGGAUAUGAAAGGUAGGUCAAAAUACGAGCUCAUCAAACUAUGUAAUGAGAAACUAGAAACUUGGAACAAAUAUAUAGCAGAACAAGAAGAAAAGAUGCAAAAAAUUAUAAACGGAGAAGAAAAUGAAGAUAAUAAGAAUGUAGAACAAAACGAAGAGAACAAAGAAGAUGAAGAGCAGAAGCACAAAGUAGAAGAAUUACCAAUGCCUAAUAAAGCUGUUAUUUGUCGCUCAUAUAAGCUGUUGAGUCUCUGGGAGAAAAAUAAAAAUGAGGAUGAGCAAGAUUUCGAGGUUGUAAUUCUACAAAAGUUCCCUGAAGAAGACUUGAAAUAA
Molecule: messenger RNA, 828 nt
Organism: Nakaseomyces glabratus
Lineage: Eukaryota; Fungi; Ascomycota; Saccharomycetes; Saccharomycetales; Saccharomycetaceae
Gene: RBP95
Product: RNA-binding ribosome assembly factor RBP95
Source: RefSeq, a predicted model, not a curated record